AUGUUGCAGCCCGGUCUGACCGUUCCUCUGUCCAGGCCUGUCUUCGCCCUUCUCAUCAUCUCCAAAGCCGGUUCCCUCAUAUACCACCGUACCUUUCCCACCACUACGCCGGGCACCACCGCAGCGAACCCAGCACAACCCCAAGGCCAAACUGUUGGUACACUGGGUCUACCCGGCACGAGCACGUUGACCACGAAUGACUACCUUGUCCUGGCGGGAACAUUUCAUGGCGUCCACGCCAUUACCCGAUCUCUGACUCCGAAAAUCCCCACCACAUCUUCGGCGAGCUCAUCAGGGCGAAAUUGGACGUACCCCGACCCAUCAGUGGCGCCCACUGGUAUUGAAUCGCUCGAGUCGUCGUUCUUUCGGUUGACAGUAUUCCAAACUCUAAGCGGGACCAAGUUUCUACUGUUCACCGACCCAAGUAUGCCGAACACGGAUGUUCUUAUGAAAGGAGUCUACGAACGGUACGCCGAUUUUGUGUGCAAGAAUCCGUUCUGGCAAAUGGAAAUGCCCAUUCGCAUUGAUGCUUGGGAACGAAGUUUGACUCAGUGGUUGAUGCGGCGGUGA
Rhinocladiella mackenziei CBS 650.93 is the source of this 570-nucleotide messenger RNA. RefSeq lists its product as uncharacterized. The transcript has a single exon. The record is from RefSeq and is a predicted model, not a curated record. Gene Ontology annotation, cellular component: TRAPP complex. Bases 1 to 570 code for a protein of 189 amino acids. Lineage: Eukaryota; Fungi; Ascomycota; Eurotiomycetes; Chaetothyriales; Herpotrichiellaceae. Gene Ontology annotation, biological process: endoplasmic reticulum to Golgi vesicle-mediated transport.